CACAAUUAUAAAACGAGGUCUUUCUGACUGCUACUAUUAGUGCAUGCAUGGGUGUCAAAGCCGGCUCCGUGAUAAGCCGGCUCCGGUAUCUAACCAAACCUUCGCACCCAACUGAAGCCAAAGCCGUAACCAACACAAUCCUCACUCACCUCACUUCCGGCCGUCUCCGAAAAGCCGUCUCCAUCCUCUUCUCUUCCCCAUUCCCCUUCCACUUCUCCCUCUACGCCCACCUCUUCCACCUCUGCUCCUCCUCCCGCGCAGUUCUCGAGGCCCGCAAAGUCGAGUCCCAUCUCGUCACCUUCUCCCCCACCCCGCCCAUUUUCCUCCUCAACCGCGCCAUCGAGACCUACGCCAAAUGUGGGUCCUUGGGAGACGCGCGGGAGCUGUUCGACGAAAUGCCCCAGAGAGACGGUGGGUCUUGGAACGCCAUGAUCAAGGCGUAUUCCCAAAGUGGGUGUCCUGAGGAUGCUCUGGUUUCGUUUUUGGAUAUGAAUAGAGCCGGGUUUUUGCCGAAUGAGGUUACUUUCGCUGGUGUUCUCGGCUCGUGUGCUGCCGUUUUGGAGUUUUGGGUUUUGAGGCAAGUUCAUGGUCUUGUUGUGAAGUAUGGUUUUGGCGGGAAUGUGAUUUUGGGGAGUUCGCUUGUUGAUGUUUAUGGGAAGUGUGGGGUUAUGAGUGAUGCGAGGAGAGUGUUUGAUGAGAUGGAAAACCCGAAUGAUGUUUCUUGGAAUAUAAUCGUGAGGAGGUAUCUUGAGAUGGGUGAUGGAAUGGAGGCGGUAAUGAUGUUUUUCCGGAUGCUUGUGGUGGGUGUCAGGCCGUUGAAGUAUACUUUUUCUAAUGCUCUUGUUGCUUGUUCGAGCGCCUUUGCACUUGUGGAGGGGAAGCGGAUACAUGGAGUUGGGGUUAAAAUGGGUUUUGAAGAUGAUGAGGUCGUUUUGUGCUCCCUCAUCGAUAUGUAUGUUAAAUGCGGGAAGCUAGAACAUGCUCAUGCAAUUUUUGACCAGCCCCAUUCGAAAAACUUGAUUUCUUGGACGUCACUUGUGUCUGGAUAUGCAAUGAGUGGACAAACAUGGAAGGCAAGGGAGUUGUUCAAUGAAAUGCCUGAACGGAAUGUGAUAUCUUGGAAUGCAAUGUUGGCAGGGUAUACUCGUUACUUCCAAUGGGAAGAGGCGUUGGAUUUUAUAUUUUUGAUGCGGAACACCACCAAAGAUAUAGACCAGGUCACUCUUGGGUUGAUCCUAAAUGUAUGUGCUGGCCUCUCAGAUGUUGAAAUGGGAAAACAGGUUCAUGGAUUCAUUUACCGACAUGGAUUUUGUUCCAAUCUCUUUGUUGGCAAUGGUCUUCUCUACAUGUAUGGUCGAUGUGGUAACUUGAGAAAUUCCAAAACAGUCUGGUUUCACCAGAUUAGUCCAUCACGGGAUACAGUUUCUUGGAAUAGUUUGUUGACAAACUAUGCUUCACAUCGUCUGAGUGAACUGGCAAUGACAAUCUUCUAUGAGAUGCAAUUUGAGACAGCACCUAACGAGAUUACAUUUGCAACUCUCCUUUCAGCAUGUGCAAAUAUUUUUGCUCUUCAGCAAGGCAAACAAAUUCAUGGUUUUAUGAUUAGAAAUGGUUACAUAAUAGAUACCGUGGUUAGAGGGGCUUUGGUUGACAUGUAUUCCAAGUGUCAUUCUAUUGAGUAUGCUUUUAUGGUUUUCAAAGGUGGGACUUCAAAAGAUGUGAUUCUUUGUAACUCCUUGAUUUUGGGAUGCUGUCACAAUAAUAGAAUGAGACAGAUAUUUAAAUUGUUUCGUUUGAUGAAGGAAGAAGGAAUUAAGCCAGAUCAUAUCACAUUUCGAGGCAUUUUGUAUGCUUGUACUUGUGAAGGUCUUGUUGAGUUGGGAAAGCAGUAUUUUGAAUCAAUGAGCAAUGAUUAUGGUAUUAUACCUCGAUUAGAGCACUAUGAGUGCAUGAUUGAACUCUACAGCCAGUGUGGGUACAUGGAUGAGCUUGAAACCUUUGUAAGGAAUAUGCCAUUUGAUCCCACAGUCCCAAUGUUAACAGGAGUUGUGGAUGCUUGUAAAAGACAUGGAUGCCUGAGAUUUGGACAAUGGGCUGUUCAACGACUUAAUAACUAAUCCAUCUAGUUCAUAACUCUUUGGGAUGAUGGACAAGAGCCAGGUAGUGAUUGCCGAAAUUGCAGAUUCAAAAUCUGCAUAACCAAGGAGGUACGCUACUUGACUGAUUGCACAGAUCUGAGUUUUUUGACAGGGCAGACUUAUUCAUUAGACUUCAAGCUUCUUCAUCAGGGGUGCUUGAAUUUCAGAUUUGGUGAAAUGCAUUCCUCCAAGUAAUAAAAACAUGUGUUGUAUUUCUGUUGCUAAACACAAACCAUGAAAACCUCUUCAAAGCAAAAUCCCAGAUAGAAUUGAAGACUCCAAGAUCCGAACCAGUUGAUCUACUAUACCUUGAUGCUCAGUACUAUCCAAGGGGCUCACGGAAUUAUUAGGGACAUAGAUUCCUUAUAUGUUGUAAGGAGCAUUAUAAGCUGAAGCUCAUUUUUGGGUACAGUCAAUUUAUCAGCUGAUGCCCUUGGACCUAUGUAUAAAUUGUAUUAAUGUUGAUCUGUGCCUAGUUUUUGUUUUGUUUAGUACAAGAUGAAGAUAUGAUUGUGCCGUACUUUGCACGGACUCAUAAAGAAGAUGAAUUCGAUAUAAGCAUUUGUUUAAUAUGUUUGAACAUCUAUUACCAAUA
This is a messenger RNA of Rosa rugosa (rugosa rose), 2733 nucleotides long. Its product is annotated as pentatricopeptide repeat-containing protein At3g26540. Gene Ontology annotation, biological process: RNA modification. The record is from RefSeq and is a predicted model, not a curated record. The transcript has 2 exons. Gene Ontology annotation, molecular function: RNA binding; protein binding. Bases 48 to 2117 code for a protein of 689 amino acids. Gene Ontology annotation, cellular component: intracellular membrane-bounded organelle. NCBI's taxonomy places the organism in Eukaryota, Viridiplantae, Streptophyta, Magnoliopsida, Rosales, Rosaceae.